AUGGAGCCAAUAACUUUCAAAGUUAAAAAGUGUCAAACACCUAGUGAUUUCUCAGCAAGUUUCAGUCUCCAGCUCGUGGGUUCUCUCCCAGUGCAUUCCCUAACCACUAUGUCAAUGCUGCCUUGGAUUGUGGCUGAGAUCCAGCUGCUCAGUGCAAAGUCUUCCAAAGAAGAACCCAGCGUCAGCCAAAUCCGACUUUGUGUUUCAGCAGCCAGUUUGCGAUGCGAGCCGGACACAGGGAAAACCCAGCAGUGGGAUCCUUUAAUUUGUUCAAGUUUGUUUGAGUACAAGCCACAGCAGGUCCACAAACUGAUUCACAACAGCCACGAUCCAAGCUACUUUGCUUGUCUGAUAAAGGAUGAAGCAGCAAAUCAGCAAAGUAUCUGCUACGUAUUUAAAGCUGAUGAUCAGACAAAAGUGCCUGAGAUUAUAAGCUCUAUUCGGCAAGCUGGGAAAAUUGCCCGUCAAGAAGAGUUUCAGAAUAGUCUCUCAGAUGUUGAAGACCCUUUUGCCAAAAAGUUUGAGGUGCUGUUCUGUGGACGGGUAACAGUUGCACAUAAAAAUGCACCUCCAGCUCUCAUAGAUGAAUGCAUUGAGAAAUUUAACCAUGCAAGUUGUACAAAAAAUUCAGAUUUCAACUCAUCAUCUCAACAACAUGAAACUGCCAACAACUUCGGAGGCUUCUCUUUCAGCAGCAAAUUGCGGUCUGUAUUCCAGCCCUUGGUCAACGAAGAGGAGGAAAAAAGGCCAAUUAGGAAAUCUUUUUCUCAACCUGGACUUCGUUCCUUUGCUUUUAAGAAGGAUUUCCAAGAGGGAAGCCUCAGGAGUAGCAGCUUUGUCAGGUCUUUUGAAGAAGAUGCAAUUUCACUGAACCUAAAAAGUCAACUCAUCUAUGGACACAGUGUUGUGCAGCCAACUGACAUUGCAGAAAACCGGACUAUGUUGUUUACGAUUGGCCAGUCUGAAGUUUACCUUAUCAGUCCCGACACAAAAAAAGUUGCAAUUGAGAAAAGCUUUAAAGAAAUAUCCUUUUGUUCUCAGGGAAUUAGACAUGUGGAUCACUUUGGCUUCAUUUGCAGAGAGUCUUCAGAAAAUGGAGGCUUCCACUUUGUUUGCUAUGUUUUUCAGUGUACAGAUGAAGCACUGGUUGAUGAAAUCAUGAUGACACUGAAACAGGCUUUCACUGUGGCUGCUGUGCAACAGACUUCCAAGGCGCAACCCCAACUGUGUGAAGGGUGUCCUAUGCAAAGUUUGCAUAAACUCUGUGAAAAGAUAGAAGGGUUGCACCCUUCUAAGACUAAACUAGAACUACAAAAGCAUCUAACCACACUAAAUAACCAGGAACAGGCCUCUGUUUUUGAAGAGGUUCAGAAAUUAAGACCACGAAAUGAACAAAAAGAGAAUGAGCUGGUUAUCUCUCUUCUGAGAAACAUGUAUGAAGAAAAACAGAAGGACCAUGUUCAUGUUGGAGAAGCAAAACAGGCUUCACAACCUACUGCUGAGAAUGCUGUCAAUGAAGUGUCCAGCAGUGCUCCAAGAUUCAGAUUAGAUGUGUUAAAGAACAAAGCAAAAAGGUCUCUUACAGAAUCAUUUGAAAGUAUUUUAUCACGUGGCAGUAAAGCCAGAGGUCCACUGGACAGAUCUGGUUCUGUGGAUUUGGACAUCUCUGUGUCUGGUACCUUAAGCAACACAAAAAAAGAGCCACCAUUGUGUGAAAAGGAGAAAGACAGACUUCCUGUGUUCCCUGCAGAAAAUGCUGUCCAGACCAGUAGAUCAGUGGAUGAUCUCUGCAGUGAUACAGAGGAUUCCUCUCUAGAGCAGUCUAUUGCAUUGCCCCAGCAGAGCUUUCGGAGGCGAGCAAACACACUGAGUCAUUUACCAACGGAGAGCCAGGAAUCUCUGGGACCUGUCGAAACAUCACCAUCUAUUCCCCAGAGAAAACUUAUGAGGUAUCACUCAGUGAGCACAGAGACUCCUCACAAAAGAAACUCUUGUGGUCAACUUGCACGUUCUCCUACUCUAGCUCGUCUUAAUCCCUCGGCCUCUUCACCCAACUUUUUAAAAUAUCUAAGGCAUAAUUCAAGUGGAGAACCAAGUGGGCAUUUUGCACAAAAAAGCAUCUCCUACCGUACUGCCUUAAGGAAAAAGCUUCAUUCUUCCUCUUCUGUGCCAAAUUUCUUAAAAUUUCUGGCUCCUGUAGAUGAAAAUAACACCUCUGACUUUAGGAGCACAACAAGCGACUACGACUCCAAGCAUGGCCAGCAGGCUCUUGAUGCAGACAGCCCCGUAAGGACUCGAAGGCAUUCCUGGAGGCAGCAGAUAUUCCUUCGAGUGGCUACCCCUCAGAAAGCGUGUGAUUCUCCCAGCAGAUACGAUGAUUACUGUGAACUGGGAGAUCUACCACCCAGAUCCCCAUUGGAGCCAGUGUGUGAAGAUGGCCCCUUUGGGCCAGUGAAAGAAGAAAGGAAACGGACACCCCAUGAGCUUCGUGAACUGUGGAAGAAAGCCAUUAUCCAGCAGAUACUGCUCCUCAGAAUGGAGAAGGAAAACCAGAAGUUACAAGCAUCUGAAAACAAUUUGCAGAACAGACGCCUGAAACUUGACUACGAAGAAAUCACACCAUGCUUAAAAGAUGUAACUUUGAUUUGGGAAAAAAUGUUGAGCACACCUGGAAGGUCAAAGAUUAAAUUUGAUGUGGAAAAAAUACACUCGGCUGUUGGACAAGGAGUACCGCGUCACCACCGUGGGGAGAUCUGGAAGUUUCUAGCUGAGCAGUACCAUCUUAAGCAUCAGUUUCCAAGUAAACAACAACCAAAGGACACACCUUAUAAAGAACUCCUAAAACAACUAACUUCCCAACAGCAUGCAAUUCUUAUUGACCUAGGACGCACAUUUCCAACACAUCCGUACUUCUCAGCACAGCUGGGAGCUGGGCAGCUGUCACUCUACAAUAUUUUGAAGGCCUAUUCACUUCUGGACCAGGAAGUAGGAUAUUGCCAGGGCCUUAGUUUUGUAGCAGGAGUUUUAUUACUUCAUAUGAGUGAAGAGGAUGCUUUUAAAAUGCUGAAGUUUCUUAUGUUUGACAUGGGCCUGAGAAAACAAUAUCGUCCUGACAUGACAAUUUUACAGAUCCAGAUGUACCAAUUGUCUCGACUUCUUCAUGACUACCAUAGAGAUCUCUAUAACCACCUAGAAGAACACGAGAUUGGCCCCAGCCUCUAUGCUGCUCCCUGGUUUCUCACCAUGUUUGCCUCCCAGUUUCCCCUUGGAUUUGUAUCCAGAGUGUUUGAUAUGCUCUUUCUUCAAGGAUCAGAGGCUAUAUUUAAAGUGGCUUUAAGCCUUUUGGGAAGCCACAAGCCUUUAAUUCUGCAGCAUGAGAAUCUAGAAACUAUUGUUGAUUUUAUUAAAAGCACUCUCCCCAACUUGGGUUUGGUACAGAUGGAAAAGACCAUUAGUCAGGUGUUUGAAAUGGACAUUGCCAAACAGUUGCAAGCUUAUGAGGUUGAAUAUCAUGUGCUUCAGGAUGAGCUUAUAGAUUCCUCUUUAAAUGACAAUCAGAGACUGGAUAAAUUAGAAAAGGCAAACAGCAGCUUGCGCAAACAAAACUUUGAUCUCCUGGAAGAACUGCAGGUGGCUAAUGGAAAAAUCCAAAACCUUGAAGCUACAGUAGAGCUUUUAUUGACCAAUGAAGGCAAACUGAAGCAGUCCAUUCUCACUCUUGAGCAGGAGCGAGCAGCUCUGCUGAAAGCUGUGGAAGAGAUGCAAAAAAAGAUGGGUGAUACAGAUGGGAAGCCUCUACUUACUAGACAGGAACUGGAGGCUGACUGACCUGCACAGUUGUAAGGGAGCAGAGAAGCUGAGCAAGAA
This is a messenger RNA of Cinclus cinclus, 3867 nucleotides long. It is a transcript of the gene TBC1D1, whose product is annotated as TBC1 domain family member 1. The transcript is spliced from 21 exons. NCBI's taxonomy places the organism in Eukaryota, Metazoa, Chordata, Aves, Passeriformes, Cinclidae. The record is from RefSeq and is a predicted model, not a curated record. The coding region runs from base 1 to 3828 and encodes 1275 amino acids.